Messenger RNA from Tarenaya hassleriana, 798 nucleotides. Its product is annotated as thymocyte nuclear protein 1. Gene Ontology annotation, cellular component: nucleus. The record is from RefSeq and is a predicted model, not a curated record. Lineage: Eukaryota; Viridiplantae; Streptophyta; Magnoliopsida; Brassicales; Cleomaceae. The transcript has a single exon. The coding region runs from base 56 to 523 and encodes 155 amino acids.
AAGGGGCAUCGAAUAUUAAAGAUUAAAAAAACAAAACUCGAAUCGGUGAGGAGAAAUGGGGAAAGCGAAGAGGUAUUGGUUGCUGAAGACGGAGCCAGGGGAGUGGUCGUGGUCGGACCAGGCAGAGAACGGUGGACUCACCAAAUGGGACGGCGUGAAGAACAAGCAAGCCCAGAAGCAUCUCAAGUCCAUGACCGUCGGCGAUCUCUGCUUCUUCUACCACUCCGGCGCCAAAUCCAGGUGCGUCGUCGGCGUCGUGGAGGUUACGCGUGAGUGGUACACCGAAGACGACGGGGACGGCGGCGGAGAUGGCUCGGUCGACGUGAGAGAGGUGGGGGAAAUGAGGAGGUUCGUCGAUCUGAAGGAGAUGAAGGGAGAUGAAGGGUUGAAGGGCUUCGUGCUUUUCCGGCAGCCGAGGUUGUCGGUGGUGCCGGUAGAGGAAGAUGUCUGGAUCAGGGUUUGCGAAUUGGGCGGUGGGUUUCGAGGAGAUGGUGUCGACGAUGAAGAAGAUGACGAAUCCUGACUCUUUCCAAGCCUUUCGAGGGAGCUUGUUUUCUGAAGCAGAGGUUUAAUCAGAGGUAUCAACUAUCAAGUGUGGUUAAGUUGAAUUAUGCAUGUUUUGGUGAAGAUUAGGGAUUGUAAAUCGGAAUUUCUAAGAUUAGUAGCGAUUUUAUGAAUGAACUUCAAAAUCAUCUUCGUUGAGGCAUUGUAUCGAACGCCUGGAAUGCAAAAAUCUUACACGUGAAAACAUCUCAUAAAAUGAUGAAUAUAAACUAAGCCCAUUUCAUAUUUAUCUCA